AUGGCGGAUGGCACACAUGCCUCAGCCCUCCAUGAGGCCAAGCGAGACAUGGAGCUCCGACGCGCACGUAUGUUCGACUCCUUCUGGGAGCGGCUGGUAAAACUUGCGUGGCCCCCGGAGCCUGGGACCCAGCCGGAGGGCAAGCUUCAAGACCCAGUACAAGAAGCUCCAGAGAGAGGCCCAGCAAGCACUGCAAGCUCCCAUCCCGGGCCCCACAGGCUCCUAAGAAAAUCCACCCCGCUAGCAGAGACCCGGAGGCUCACUAAAGGCAAUCACAGCCAGACCAAGGCCAAGCACAUCGGGGGCAUCCCCGUACAGCAGCAGUGCAGGAAUCAGCCUCACCGCCCAGCAGUGACACAGCUGAAGAGAGGUAUGGGCAACUUUACGCAUACAAACAAGCGGUGGACCACAAGGCCUACCAAGGAGACCACGACAGUACAACGCCAUGGGUACGGCUACAGCCUGAGAACACACAGUCAGGUGAGACCCAAUGCCAGAGCCACAGUAUACUCACCAACACAGAUGCCGGCCCACGUUAAGACACACUAUCCACAAACCGCCGGACCGAGGGGACUGCGACUCACAUCACUGCAGCACAGACUGGCACAGGGGGCACUCACUCAACCUCUAAAAGGCAUUGGCUGA
Molecule: messenger RNA, 645 nt
Organism: Pelobates cultripes (western spadefoot toad)
Lineage: Eukaryota; Metazoa; Chordata; Amphibia; Anura; Pelobatidae
Source: the annotation of a GenBank genome assembly